This is a messenger RNA of Melanotaenia boesemani (Boeseman's rainbowfish), 1638 nucleotides long. RefSeq names its product ras-related protein ORAB-1. The transcript is spliced from 6 exons. The record is from RefSeq and is a predicted model, not a curated record. The coding region runs from base 187 to 795 and encodes 202 amino acids. Gene Ontology annotation, molecular function: GTPase activity; GTP binding. NCBI's taxonomy places the organism in Eukaryota, Metazoa, Chordata, Actinopteri, Atheriniformes, Melanotaeniidae.
UAUUUGAUUCGAUUACACUGUUCUGGCUGCGACAACCAGUUUAGCCUGUUCUUGGCGAAAAAAAAAAACCAAAAAACAAAAAAAACUCACGGUGUCUUUUCUUGACUCUGAGGCCAGUUAAAGAUUCAUCGGUGACAACCUUCAGCAGCAUUCACAGCAACGAUAGAUUACAUCCAGUAGUCAGCCAUGAAUCCUGAAUAUGACUACUUAUUCAAGCUGCUGCUGAUCGGGGACUCUGGUGUCGGAAAGUCUUGUCUCCUCCUCCGGUUCGCAGAUGACACGUACACAGAGAGCUACAUCAGCACCAUCGGUGUGGAUUUCAAGAUCAGGACCAUCGAGCUGGACGGGAAGACCAUAAAACUGCAGAUCUGGGACACGGCCGGUCAGGAGCGGUUCCGCACCAUCACGUCCAGUUACUACCGAGGAGCUCACGGCAUCAUCGUGGUGUACGACGUGACGGAUCAGGAAUCCUUCAACAACGUCAAGCAGUGGCUUCAGGAGAUCGACCGCUAUGCCAGCGAGAACGUCAACAAGCUGCUAGUCGGCAACAAGUGCGACCUGACAACGAAGAAGGUCGUGGACUACACCACCGCCAAGGAGUUUGCAGACAACCUGGGGAUCCCGUUCCUGGAGACCAGCGCCAAGAGUGCCACCAACGUGGAGCAGGCCUUCAUGACCAUGGCGGCCGAGAUCAAGAAGAGGAUGGGCCCCGGGGCCACGGCCGGCGCCUCUGAGAAGUCCAACGUCAAGAUCCAGAGCAAGCCGGUCAACACCUCGUCUGGAGGCUGCUGCUGAGAGCCCAAAACAGCCAAGCCCCCCUGCCCCGCCCCCCCCAGCCCAUGACCCAGCCCAAUGUUACCAUGCUCCACAGGAAGGAAGGCCGGAGGAAGACUGAGCAGAUCGCCGUGUAACUGUGUGUGCAGAUCCAACACCACAGACCCCCCAUGAGUCAGCAAUAGGAUGGUAACCCCCCCACCCCGGCCUCUUUGAUUCACACUCAUUCUGGAGAAACACAUGUAAACAGUUUUUAACCGUGUGUGACGUAAACGAGCUGCUGUUGGCGACGUCGUGCUGCUCUUCGCCGCCGCGCAGAGCAGCACGACCUCCGGCCAACGCCGCCUCCCAUGACGCACACGCUCAAACCAGCAGCGUGCACGCUCCAGCUCAUCACGCGCUCCUUCGCUCCAUCCCACCCACAGUCCACGUGCCUUCACGGCAGGAGAUCCACCACAUUCAGGCCUUGGCUCCACAUUCCUGUUGGUGUAAAUAUGUGUGUGCGCUCUGCUGGUUCCGUGUGCUGCGUCCGGGGGCGUCGCCACCAUCCGGCUCACGAUGAAUAUAAACUGUAUAUAUUUAUACAUAAAUGUAAGAAGUGAUUUCAGAUCGUGCAGAGAAGCAGUUGAAGCGAAUGACAUGAAACGUAGGUGGAAUUAGAAAUCUCAGCACGUGAUUGGUGGCUGCGGACGUGACAUUUUUGUGGCACAAUGUCUACUAUUAAAAGAAUGAAGGAGAUGUUUGAUAAGAUCUCGUCCCUGUGUUGUUUUUGUCCCUGCAGACUGAAGGAAGUCAUUUCUGUUCUCAUUUCAAAGAAAACGUUGGUCGAAAAGUGAAAUUCAUAAAAACUUUUAUGACACCAAA